AUGACGGCCCCUUCUAUCAUCAUUACAGUCGAUAAAAAUCCAGGAUCCGGAAAUUUUACAUCAAUUCAAGGUGCAAUUGACUCUCUCCCUUUGGUGAACCAAGAAAGAGUUUUGAUCGAUGUUCAUGCAGGGAUAUACACAGAGAAGGUAACAAUACCUUCAACAAAAGCGUACAUAAAAAUACAAGGUGCUGGGGCAGAAAAUACAGUGGUUCAGUGGGGUGAUACAGCCAGGUCACAGCCACUUGGAACAUAUGGUUCAGCAACUUUUGGCGUAGAUGCACCAUACUUUGUAGCAAAAAAUAUCACAUUCAAGAAUACAGCUCCAAUUCCUCCACCAGGAGCUGAUGGAAUGCAAGGAGUAGCUUUACGAAUAUCAGGAGACGCAUCCGCAUUUGCAGGUUGUAAGUUUCUGGGCGCACAAGACACUCUCUACGAUCACAGGGGUAGGCAUUAUUACGAAGAUUGCUACAUUGAAGGAUCUGUGGAUUUCAUCUUUGGUGAUGGUCGUUCCUACUAUAAGGGUUGUGAGUUACAUGCAAUUGCAACAGGAGCAGUGGCAGCUCAAAACAGAAGCGCGAGUUCGGAAAAUACAGGUUUCUCCAUUGUCAACUGUAGAGUGACGGGCUCAGACAUAGUGUACCUAGCGAGAGCAUGGGCUCCUUUCUCUACAACCAUAUUUGCUUAUACAUACAUGGAAAACAAUGUCAACCCGGAGGGCUGGUUUGACUGGGGUGAUCCAUCUAGACAAUCGACUGUAACCUUUGGGGAGUAUCAGUGUAGUGGACCUGGAUCAAAUACUGCAGGAAGAGUUAAAUGGUCAAAAAUUCUUACAGAUGAAGAGGCUGGACGGUUUACUUCCCUUGACUUUAUUGAUGCAUCUGAAUGGCUCGACCUAUCAUAA
Molecule: messenger RNA, 903 nt
Organism: Erythranthe guttata (spotted monkey flower)
Lineage: Eukaryota; Viridiplantae; Streptophyta; Magnoliopsida; Lamiales; Phrymaceae
Product: putative pectinesterase 53
Biological process (GO): cell wall modification; pectin catabolic process
Molecular function (GO): pectinesterase activity
Source: RefSeq, a predicted model, not a curated record